Messenger RNA from Zymoseptoria tritici IPO323, 471 nucleotides. RefSeq lists its product as uncharacterized. The coding region runs from base 1 to 471 and encodes 156 amino acids. The record is from RefSeq and is a predicted model, not a curated record. The transcript has 2 exons. NCBI's taxonomy places the organism in Eukaryota, Fungi, Ascomycota, Dothideomycetes, Mycosphaerellales, Mycosphaerellaceae.
AUGUCGAAGGUGGUGAGGAAGUACGAGCUUCCUACUCAAGAUGGCGGUGGCACAAGUUCGGACAUUCGCGAAGUCCUGCUGUACUACAUUCUCGCUGCCUCGCACAGUCGCACAUCUUCGCUGGCCGCCCCGGUCAUGUCUGUGCCGAGCCAUGCAGACGUCUUAUCGUCUUCUCCACUCCUCACGACUCCACCACUCUAUCGGGUUACAAACGGAGGAAUCAAGGGCGUCACCCACACCGCCGCCGACACCGCCAUCAACAUCGCCAUCGACACCGCCAUCAACUCUUACCGCAACCAUGAUCCUAGCGAGCUGCAAAACCGGGCCGUGGGCAUCGACGGAAGACAAGGAGCGGUCAGCCUCCGCCAAGACGGCUCCGUACAUAUCGAUAGGCGAAGGAUCCCGGAGGAGACUGGAGUAGCAAGAUCAAUCGGAAGCCGUCUAGCCUGCAAUCGGCUUUGCAUGUCGUGA